Callorhinchus milii (elephant shark) is the source of this 3090-nucleotide messenger RNA. RefSeq names its product FES proto-oncogene, tyrosine kinase (gene fes). Bases 136 to 2613 code for a protein of 825 amino acids. Gene Ontology annotation, biological process: cell adhesion; chemotaxis; regulation of mast cell degranulation. Lineage: Eukaryota; Metazoa; Chordata; Chondrichthyes; Chimaeriformes; Callorhinchidae. Gene Ontology annotation, molecular function: non-membrane spanning protein tyrosine kinase activity; ATP binding. The transcript is spliced from 19 exons. The record is from RefSeq and is a predicted model, not a curated record.
ACUCACUCACUCACACACACCACUCACUCACACACUCACUCACACAACGUGUGAACAAAAAGUUAAACAGAAGAACAAAGGAUUUUUGCAGCUGCCAGAAAUCCGCUUCCGGCACACGCAAGUUGAGCGGACACGAUGGGUUUCAGCAGUGACCUCUGGUGCUCCCAAGGGCACAGUGUGCUGCUUCGUCUACAGGAUUCCGAACUCCGGCUGAUGGAGAUGAUGAAAAAGUGGAUGACUAACCGCAUCAAGAGCGAUAGGGAAUAUUCAGUGUUACUUCACCAGAUGUUCUCCCAGGUGGAGAAGCAGGAGAGUGGUAUUCAACCUGGGGGGCUGGAGUACAUCAGUCAGCUCAACAAGUCGUGGACAACAAUCGUCAACCAGGUGGAGGUCCUGAGCCGGAUUGUGAAGAAACACUCGGAAGACGUGAAUUCGGGGCCGAUAAACAAGCUGACUUUACUGAUCCGGGACAAGCAGCAGCUGAAAAAGAUGUACAGUGAGCAGUGGCAGUCACUGAACUUUGACUUCAUCAAGGUGACUCAGACUGAAAUGGACAAAAUUCGGUCACACUAUCGUCAGCAGGCCAAGGACACAAGUUCGGCCAAACGCAAAUAUCAAGAUGCGAGCCGAGAUAAAGAUCGAGACAAAACGAGAGACAAGUACAUAAAAACGACAAUGAAAAUGCACCAACUUCACAACCAGUAUGUUUUGGCGGUGAGAUCAGCUGAGCUCCACCACCAGUCUCACUAUCGUCAGGCAUUGCCAGGACUCCUAGACUCUCUACAGGAGCUGCAUGAGGAGAUGGUCUACAUCCUGAAAGAAAUUCUACAGGAAUACCAUGAGAUCACCAGCCUGGUGCAGGAAGAGGUGCUGAGUGUUCACAAAGAGAUAACUGAAGCCAUUGAAGCCAUUGACCCAAGAAAAGAGUACGAAAGCUUCAUUGAGCAAAACAGGUCAGUAGCUGAGGUCCCACCACUCGUGACAUUUGACACCAGCCUGUUGGAUGAAGUGGAUAACCUACAGCCAGGAGAGCUGCAGCUGAAUGAGUUGACACUGGAGUCCAUGCAACACAGCCUUACCGCGACUGACGAAGAGCUGGAGUCACUGAGGGACACGAUUGAUAGCCGACAGGCCACCAUAAGGCAGAUUUCCACAGAAAUAGCAGCAGAGGAGCGAUCGGCUGGCUGCAGAUCACGCAUCUACAUCUUCAGUAAGAAAUGUGCACUGGAGGAAAGCCGGCAGCAGAUGCAUGUGCUGCUGUGCACUAAGGGAAAGCUGGAGGCACAGAGAGUGUUGCUGGCCAGGAAACUGAAGGACCUGGGGAACAAGGAGCCACCACCUGCCAUUCAGCUGGACGAGGACGGAUACUCCAUCUCUUCCAUUGAAAAGGAGAAAGAAAGCAAGGCUCUGUCCCUGGAGACGCUGAAGAGUCACAUCUCAGGAAUUUUUAGGCCCAAAUUCACUCUGCCUCCCCUGGUGCCUAUCAUUCCCGCUGUCCAGAAGCCGCUGUGUCAGCAGGACUGGUAUCAUGGGGCCAUCCCCCGGCUGGAAACACAACAACUGCUGGUAUCCGAGGGCGACUUUCUGGUGCGGGAGAGCCAGAAUAAAGGAGAAUAUGUUCUGUCUGUCAUGUCUGCUGGCCAGUGCCGCCAUUUUAUCAUCCAGCACACGGACAAUCAGUACCGAUUCGAUGGGGAGAGUUUCCCCACUAUCCCCCUCCUCAUAGAGAGUCUCCUGAAGACUGGGCAGCCCGUCACCAAGAAAACUGGAGCCAUCCUGGUCAAACCAGUGAACAAGGACAAAUGGGCGUUGGACCAUGAUGAAGUCAUCCUAGGAGAUCGCAUCGGAAGGGGUAACUUUGGGGAGGUGUUCAGUGGCCGCAUGAAGAACGACAACACACCGGUGGCAGUGAAGAUGUGCCGCGAGAGCCUUCCCUCUGACCAGAAGAAUAAGUUCCUGAUGGAAGCCAGGAUCCUGAAACAGUACAGCCACCCAAACAUUGUGAAACUGAUCGGAGUCUGCACUCAGAAACAGCCAAUCUACAUUGUCAUGGAGCUGGUAGAAGGAGGCGAUUUUUUGACAUUUUUACGGAAUGAAGCGAAGCGGCUUCGAACCAAAGACCUGAUCAAGAUGUCAGAGCACGCGGCUGCAGGCAUGGCUUACCUGGAGAGCAAGCACUGUAUCCACAGAGACCUGGCGGCCAGGAAUUGCCUGGUGACUGAGAAGCACAUUCUGAAGAUCAGUGACUUUGGGAUGUCACGAGAGGAGGAGGAUGGAGUUUACUCAUCCACUGGAGGCAUGAAGCAGAUUCCAGUCAAGUGGACAGCACCGGAGGCCCUCAAUUACGGGAGAUUCACAACAGAGAGUGACAUCUGGAGUUACGGGAUCUUGCUGUGGGAGACCUUCAGUCUGGGCGGCACGCCGUAUCCCAUGAUGACAAAUCAGCAAACUCGAGAGGAAGUUGAACAAGGUUACCGUCUGGAUGCCCCAGAGUCCUGCCCAGAGGAGGUGCACAACAUCAUGAUGCGUUGUUGGGAUUACAACCCGAAGAAACGUCCCACCUUCAGUUCCAUUUAUCAGGAGCUCUUGGAAAUCAGGAAAAGGUGGAAAUGAACCUGGGGAUGAAGGCAUCGAUGAGAAAUUGUUCAUUCUGGAACAAAGAUAGAUAAUUAUUUGGGGAGGACAAGUUUGUAGGACUCUGGGGAGAGAGUGGGGAAGUGGGAUUGAAUUGGAUAGCUCUUUUCAAAGAGCCCGGCACAGACAGGAUGGGCUGAGUGGCCUCGUUCUGUGCUGUAUGAUUCUAUGAAAGGGUCUGGUACUCUGUCACAAAUGCAGACAUUGACAAUACUGGCAGUUAAAACUGAGUUUUAGCUUGGCAUGCUUACAUGUGUAUGUAUGCUGGGUUUUGGAUAUACUGUGUUACAUUCCCACCACCACCUCAUCUGUCCUGUGUACAUAACUGGAAACUUUGUGACCCCUGUGUCCUGCAAUCUACUGUGAAAAUAGUCCAAAGGUUUAUUAUACACUGUACCUGUAGUACUAUAAAUUUAUUCUACUGUAUUGGGGAAUAAAAUAGUGAUUUAAUUUGCA